This is a messenger RNA of Cygnus olor (mute swan), 5776 nucleotides long. It is a transcript of the gene SPIRE1, whose product is annotated as spire type actin nucleation factor 1. The transcript has 16 exons. The coding region runs from base 228 to 2465 and encodes 745 amino acids. Gene Ontology annotation, cellular component: cell cortex; cytoplasmic vesicle membrane. Gene Ontology annotation, molecular function: actin binding. Gene Ontology annotation, biological process: establishment of meiotic spindle localization; intracellular transport; Golgi vesicle transport. NCBI's taxonomy places the organism in Eukaryota, Metazoa, Chordata, Aves, Anseriformes, Anatidae. The record is from RefSeq and is a predicted model, not a curated record.
GGCGGCAGCGCCGGGGCCGCUCCUCCCGCCGGCCGCCCGGUGCCCGCCCGCCUGCCUGGGCCGGGCUGUCCGGCGGCCUGGCGGCACUGGCGGGGCGGGGAGGAUGGGCGCAGGGAGCAGCAGCAGCAGUACUAGCAGCACAAGGAGCAGCAGCAGCAGUACAAGCAGCAGCAGCAGCAGCACAAGGAGGUGCAGCAGCAGCGUUGGGCGCUGAGCCGAGGCAGGGCAUGGCGCUGCCGGGGGAGCGCGGCGCAGAGCCGCAGCCCGGCGCCUCCCGCCCCGCCGCCGCCGACGAUGAGGACGGCGGCGGAGGAGAACCAGGAGGAGGAGGAGGAGGGCAACCGGAGGCGCUGUCGCUGGAGGAGAUCCUGCGGCUGUACAACCAGCCCAUCAACGAGGAGCAGGCGUGGGCCGUGUGCUACCAGUGCUGCGGGUGGCUGCGGGCCCGCGCCCGCCGCGGAGAGACCCCCGCGGGCAGGCCGGGGGCGGCCGCGCACCUCCGCGUCUGGAGGGACGGCGCCGUCAGCAUGGAGCGGGGCGAGCCCCGGCGGCCGCCCCACAGCGCCGCAGAUAAAUCAGGCCGGUUACACUGCACAGAAAUGGAGGUUAUCGAAUCCCUAGGGAUUAUUAUAUACAAAGCCUUGGACUAUGGUUUGAAGGACAAUGAAGAGCGGGAAUUAAGUCCUCCGCUGGAGCAGCUUAUAGACCACAUGACCAACACCACAGAAACUGAUGGGAGUAGAGAUGAAGGAUAUGAUGCUCUGGAUGAGGGAGUGGAGGACGAUGACGAUGAUGACAAAGCAGAAGUUGAGGCUAUUCAUUCCUACAAAGAUGUCAUGAAGCUGUGUGCUGCCCACCUGCCAACCCGAUCAGAGGCAGCAAACCACUAUCAAGCAGUAUGUCGGGCUCUGUUUGCUGAAACAAUGGAGCUGUACACUUUCUUGGCCAAAAUUAAAAGUGCAAAAGAGAAUCUGAAGAAGAUUCAAGAAAUGGACAAAGAGGCAAGUGAUGAAUCCAGUACAGAUCUUGAUGACUUAAAGAAUGCUGACUGGGCUCGUUUUUGGGUACAAGUGAUGCGAGAUUUACGGAAUGGUGUCAAACUUAAGAAGGUUCAAGAGCGUCAGUACAACCCACUCCCCAUAGAAUAUCAGCUCACACCCUAUGAAAUGCUGAUGGAUGAUAUUAGAUCCAAACGCUAUACCUUAAGAAAGGUCAUGGUCAACGGUGACAUUCCACCUCGAUUAAAAAAGAGUGCCCAUGAAAUAAUCCUGGAUUUCAUCCGAUCACGACCUCCAUUAAAUCCUGCCUCUGCAAGAAAACUGAAACCAACCCCACCACGGCCACGCAGCCUUCAUGAGAGGAUAUUGGAGGAAAUCAAGGCAGAGAGAAAGUUGCGUCCAGUCUCACCUGAUGAGAUCAGGCGUAGCAGGCUGGAUGUAUCAGCGCCAGAGGCUGGAAGAAAAUUAGUGGAUGCCUCUGUAGCAAACGGUGGCCUGGCACCACAAGGAAAGCAGAAUGGGGCCGCACAAGUGACAGUGCAACGAAAGAGACUCCUUAAGGCUCCCACGUUGGCUGAACUUGACAGCUCAGAUUCGGAGGAGGAAUCAGUGCAUAAAUCAACAAGUAGCAGCAGCAUCUCCCCCUCACAAGUGGAAGACCCCUCUCAGGAAGGCACCAGCAGCAGAAAGACGCCUCCCAAGUUCUUGCCCAUAUCAUCUACACCACAGCCAGAGAGACGGCAGCCACCUCAGAGACGACACUCCAUUGAAAAGGAAACACCAACCAAUGUGAGACAGUUUCUACCACCUUCAAAACAGAGCUCCAGAUCACUUGAGGAGUUCUGUUACCCGGUGGAAUGUCUGGCUCUGACGGUGGAGGAAGUCAUGCACAUCCGUCAGGUGCUGGUGAAGGCAGAGCUGGAAAAGUACCAGCAAUAUAAAGAUGUCUACACCGCUCUCAAAAAAGGAAAGCUCUGCUUUUGCUGUCGAACAAGAAGGUUUUCUUUCUUUACCUGGUCUUACACUUGUCAGUUCUGUAAGAGGCCUGUAUGCUCACAGUGCUGCAAAAAAAUGCGAUUGCCAUCAAAGCCAUACUCUACUCUCCCCAUUUUCUCACUGGGACCUUCUACCUUGCAAAGAGGAGAAAGUUUUAUGAGGCCAGAGAAACCCUCCACCAGUCACCACCGAUCACUGCGGAGCAUGCCCAGGUUGGCGUCAAGGUCCAAAUCCGUGGAUAAGUCCAGUGAAGAGCUGCAGUUUCCCAAAGAAUUAAUGGAGGACUGGAGCACGAUGGAGGUGUGCGUGGACUGCAAGAAGUUUAUUUCAGAAAUCAUCAAUUCAAGCCGGCGCAGCCUCUCUCUGGCCAACAAGCGAGCCAGGUUAAAAAGGAAAACGCAGUCCUUCUACAUGUCCUCGCCAGGAACCUCUGAAUACUGCCCCUCUGAAAGAACUAUCAAUGAGAUCUGAGCCUUGUGCCUUUUGCUUUGCUUUUGUCUUCAUGAGGUCACCAUCCAUAAGAAAGGUCACGAAAACUGGAUUCUCAUUCCGUUGCUUCGUUUCACUCGACAGGCUUGAAUUUGCAUUAGAUCACAGGAUUUCCUACUCCAAUGCUUUCCAGAGACACAGAAGGCUGUUUUUAUCUGUACAGAAUGGGAUGCAAUGGGUCAGCGCUGGAAGAAAAUCAGUAGUUUGAAAUUGUUGCCUCUUUUGUAUGUGUGCAUUGAAACUAGAAAGCUUUUUCUUGCUUUCAGUCCUCUUUUUUUUUUUAACCAUUCUUCGAAUCAUUUUUCAGGAGAUGAGCUCAAACAUGUUUGAUGGAGAACCAAAUCUAACAAAGUGUCAGUGUUAGCACGGUAGCAAACAGUAAGUCAUAUCGGCAUUACCAGGCUAGUAAUGCUCACAUCCUAGAUUAAAAAACAAGGAGUCAAUUCGCACACCAGGCACCUAGCGUGAGCGGCGGUGGUCCAGUCGGUCUUUCUUUGAACCAUUUCUGUUGCUCUGAGAUCAGGGUCCAGCCCGGGACUUCCCAGUGUCUGUGUACCGGGGCAAAAUACGUGACGGCUGUCGGCCCGUGUGGCAGCCUGAGCUGCUGUCCUUCUUAAGCCUUAGUGUUCUUCUGAGUGUCUCCUGAGCAGGUUUUAGUAGUUCACUUUCUAUCUCGAAUGUACGAUGAUGAUUACUAGUAAAUUUUAGUAGCAGACAGUUGUACAGCGCGUGGGGAGGACAUAAGGGAGGCUUCUCAUUUUGACUGGAAACCUGUAAAGUUGUUCUCGUGGUUCCUCAGAGGAGAGGGUGGGUAAAGGUGUACAUUUGUAUCAUAGGGGAGCGCGCAAAUACUGCUAUCGUUAUGUCUGACAGCAUAUCCACUGGUAACCCCAUUUUUUCUGGGGUUUAUAACUUGGCUGUAAAAAUUAGGAUUCUGCUGAAAUUUGGGACGGUGCUGUCUCAGAUUGGGAGCAGUCUCUCUGUUCCCCCCCAUCCCUUUUUUUCUUUCUUUUUCCCUUUUUAGUUUGCUCACAAAAGAAUGCUAGACUAGUUGGUUAGAAGUUCCAGCGAUGGUACACUGUUAACUGACAUCACAUGCUUUUUUUGCACUUUUUUUUUUUUGUUCCAAGUACUUUUUUUUUUUUUAAAUGCAGGCGUAGCCAGAGUUUAGUCUAUAAUUUAGGGCCAGACCGUUUUGGUAUUUCAAAACAAGCUAAUAUAGCCGAGUUAUUAAUACUUGAAAAUCAACUACUGUAACUUUUUCAUAAAUUUUUUAAUACCCUGAGGCGUAUUUAAUAUCUAUAUAGCAGUGUAUUAUAGAGUGACAUAGCAGAAAAAAAGUUUCAGAUCUAUUUAUUAACAUUUCUAUACUAAGGAUUAAUGAGAGAUACCUCAGAACUGCUCCAAAGUAGCUGGGACCGGAUUUAACCUGACGUGAUUUUAAUGGUGCAUUCACCAAAACAAAUCCUCCCGUCCAAGUCUGGUGCGUUUGGAAGCCCGGGGGGAGGCAGCCCUGGGGUGGCCCCGUGCCGUGGUGCGGGCAGCUCGGCUCCACUUUCACCGCAGGUCGCUGCUGCUGCCCAGGGGAAGACGACUCCCCCUUCCCCUUCCCCUUCCCCUUCCCCUUCCCCUUCCCCUUCCCCUUCCCCUUCCCCUUCCCCUUCCCCUUCCCCUUCCCCUUCCCCUUCCCCUUCCCCUUCCCCUGUCGGUCUGUUCGCAUGUAACGCUGCAGCCUUCGGAGCAGCCACUCGUAUAUAUUCAAGGUGAUUCGAAAAGCACAGGCAGAAGUCUCCUUCAGCCUUCCCAGAGAUUCAUCCCUCCUUUUUUUUCUUUAAAUGGAAAACGAGGAUUUUGCAUAUGCAGAGCUGAUGGAAAUAACGUUUUAACAUCUUUCUGACCCAAACCAAACAGGAAAAGCAGGGCCAGAGCUAGCUCUCCCUCUUCGGCUGCCCCAUCUGUGUAAGGUCAGGUGUCAGGGCCUUUUUGGGGUACCUCUGGAAGCGUUUUGCAUGUUAAAGCACCCGGAGUGUUGGCGUGGGGGGGUAAGGACGUAGGAUUGCAGGGACUGCUCGGAAGGGCCCUGCUGCUGCUGGAAGGCUCGCCUGAUCUCAGCCACAUCAGCACUUUUUCUCAUUUCUGUGCCAAAACCAGGCCUCGGGAUCGCUGCGUCGUGCGUCAGGAGAACUAGGCUGAAAGAAAGGCGUGAAGUCUCACGCUGAGCUCCCCCUCUCGUCGCCGGUUUGAUUUUCUCCUGCGGGCGCCCUGCCCACGUGCUGCAGUCGCUCUGACUCUCUGCUCCCCGUCCUCUUCCUCGGCAUCUUCAAGCCGCUUAGCCGCAGUCUGCCCAGCAGCUCGUCUUCCCCUUUGAGACGGACGUAGGGCAUCGCAGAGCUGGCAGCAGCAAGGACCGAGAAAUCCCGAGCGAUCCCCCGGGACGUGCCAAGGCCCCUCCGCCUCGGCAGCGCCGUGGGGCAGCGGCUGAGCCUCCGGCCAGCUUCGCAGGGGGUAGCGUGGAGGGGGGAGCUCAUUUCCUACGCUGCCUGCAUCUCUGCGGAGAGAGAGGGCUGGUCGUAGCUUUCCGCCUCGCUGCUUGCUCUGGCAUCCCCGGUCCCCUCCCGUCGCUCGCCUGCGAGCCCCGCGGCGCUGCCCUGCACGUCCCGGCCCUGCUCUGAGCUUCGCGGCAGCGUCAGGAUGAAAGCGGAAGCCUGUAAAUAGGUGUAAUGUAUUUAUUAAUAUUUAGGGAGUCUCCAUCAAUCAUGCAGUGGGAACUGACCUUCCCGUGAUGUUUUAAAAAGAAAACGAGUCCUAUUUAUAUGUGUUGGCUGUUACCUUUAUUAGAGUUAACGCUUUCAGCCCCUCAAGGCAGUUUGCUCUCCAUAGGCAUUUUAGAGUGAAUUAUUGCUGAAAGGAAGGUGGGACCAGCACAGUGAGCUCCCUUCCGGGAAUUUUUACAAUCUCGUUAUUUUUCUAGCUUCGUUAAUAUGCCCACAGCCUGUUUAGAUGGACCGUGGGAGACCCAAGGAGUUAAAAAUGCCGCGGGCAGCGUCGGUCUUGUUUCAUCUAUGACCCUGGUUGUGGAGGAUUCAAACCCAGCUGUGCCUCGCUGCUGCGAUGGAGGGAGCGAGCAGAGCCUUGCUGCAGCUCUCACACGUACAGAACCUGAAGUUGCAAAUGUUCAUGGUGACAUUAUUGCUUAUGGGGUUUGUUGGCUGGUUUUUUUUUUUUCCUCCCUUUUCCCGUUAUUUCUGUUAUACUGGGAGGGGUGUUACUGGGCGAAAAUAAAAUGCCUUUCC